This is a messenger RNA of Oryzias melastigma (Indian medaka), 3029 nucleotides long. RefSeq names its product ceramide synthase 2b (gene cers2b). The coding region runs from base 528 to 1682 and encodes 384 amino acids. Gene Ontology annotation, molecular function: sphingosine N-acyltransferase activity; DNA binding. The transcript is spliced from 11 exons. The record is from RefSeq and is a predicted model, not a curated record. Gene Ontology annotation, biological process: ceramide biosynthetic process. Gene Ontology annotation, cellular component: membrane. NCBI's taxonomy places the organism in Eukaryota, Metazoa, Chordata, Actinopteri, Beloniformes, Adrianichthyidae.
UGUGUCAGCCAAAUUCCCUCUCACGAGCCGGGACGUCAUCUGCGUCCCUCCCUCUCCGUUAUCCCCUCACUCCUCCCUCUGUCUGUCCCUCCAUUCUCUCGGCCCGCUCCCCAGACGGCCCGACCUGCACCUCCGCGCCGCACGCCCUCACAGACCCCGCCGACUCCGCACACAGCAGGGGGAGCGAGUUAGCGGAGACACCACCGCGAAAGACGGAAAAGCCUGAACGGCCGAUGGGAGAAAAAGCACGGCAGCAUCUCACUAACCUUUAAACCCGCUUUCUGGCUUCCAUACAUCCACCUUCCCCCAAAAGGAAAACUCCCUUAGUAGCUAUGGGAAGAUGCGAGAAUUAGCAUCUGGACUAGCGGCGCUUUUCUGACUACAAGCAGCGGCUGGAACGCUAAAGGGGACCGUUACAUUAUAGCUGCCAACCAGGGACCCGGACGACGCUGUGGAAGUACCCGUAACCCGGACUUUUAGACCGAAAAGCAACAUUUAAGGUGUCCCGACAGGAGAAAGUGCUAAAGAUGCUGUCAGAGCUGAGCGAGUGGUUCUGGCAGGAGCGGCUGUGGUUUCCAGAGGGUCUGGGCUGGGCGGACCUGGAGGACCGGGAUGGACGGGUUUACGCGAAACCCAGCGAUUUAUGGGUGGCACUUCCCAUCACCCUGGUAUUCCUUAUUGUCCGUCAGAUCUUUGAAAGGACGGUGGCGACCCCUUUAGCGUUUCUUCUCGGGGUGAAAGAGACGGUGCGGCUCAAAGCUCCACACAACCCCACACUGGAGUGCUACUACUGUAACGUCAGCAAAACCCCAAGUCAGUCUUCUAUAGGGAGCCUGUGCAAGCAGACCGGCUCCUCGGAGCGGCAGAUCCAGCGAUGGUUCAGGCGACGGAGGAACCAGGACCGGCCGAGCUUAUUGAAAAAGUUUCGAGAGGCCAGUUGGAGAUUUACCUUUUACCUUCUUGCUUUCAUUGCUGGCCUGGCAGCUCUUAUUGAUAAACCAUGGCUGUAUGAUGUGAAGGAGAUGUGGGAAGGCUUUCCGGUGCUGACUCUCCUCCCAUCCCAGUACUGGUACUACAUGAUAGAGCUGGGGUUCUACGGUUCUUUACUCGUCAGUGUGGCCUCGGACGUAAAGCGUAAAGACUUUAAGGAGCAGAUUGUUCAUCAUGUAGCCACCAUCCUCCUCAUCAGUUUCUCCUGGUGUGUGAACUACAUCCGUGCUGGGACUCUCAUCAUGCUGGUGCACGACUCCUCCGAUUAUUUCCUCGAGUCUGCAAAGAUGUUCAACUAUGCUGGAUGGAGAAAUGCCUGCAACUACAUCUUCAUCAUGUUUGCUGCAGCCUUCAUCAUCACUCGCCUCAUUAUCUUUCCAUUCUGGAUUAUUUACUGUACGUGGGUGUACCCGGUGACCAUCUACAAACCCUUCUUCGGUUACUACUUCUUCAACGGACUGCUGAUGACUCUGCAGUGCCUCCAUAUCUUCUGGGCCAUCCUCAUCAUUCGCAUAGCGAUCCGCUUCCUCACUAACAAUGAAAAAGUGGACGAUGAAAGAAGUGACAAAGACGAAACCGACGAAUCGGAAGAGGAGGAAGAGGAGGUGAAGGAUAAAAACCACUCUAGGAAAAAUGGACCCAUGCAGAACGGUCACACAAUUCACAACAACAACCACCGCAAGACGGAGUGAGGCGCAAACAGGAAGGAAGGAAGGAAGGAAGAAUGGACUCAUAUCCCUCAACGAGAGCUCUGCAAGAGAGGAAUGGGAAAUGAAGAAGGGAUGUAGGUGGAGUGAGGGGGCGAGUAUUCCCUAAAAAUUAAAAGCAGCAGCAGGUAUUUUAGGAAAAAUUGACACUGUUACUUGUUCACACAUAUGUAUAAAUACUCAGUAGUUCUUUAGAGGGCACAGAGAUCCAGCAGAUGACACUACACUAACAAGCAUGACUUGAUGGGUCAUUGCUGUUGUCUUAACUUAAACCCCCCAAAAUUUCACUGCUGAGAAAAUGGAAAGGAGGAAAUAGGAAAAGGAGUGAUGCUGCUUCCACUUCAGCUUCCCCGUUUUAGCUGUGUGCCUUAGAGAGCCGGCUGAUGGCUGCUACGAAAUCAUUUAAGAAAAAAAAAAGCGCCUCGCUUUAAAACUCUAAUGCUUUAUUCUUUUUAAUGUCUGUUUGUUUGUACAGAGAGAACAAAAACGCAUUUUUGUGAAAGUAAGUGACACCGCAGGGCAUUUCCUUUCUAAUUUGUUUUAUUUUUUUGCCGUCUAUGCAACCAUGUAACCCGUUGGCCGUUGAAACAUUUUUGCACAACACAUGAAGUUGCAGCACGACUGAGUGACUCCGCUCUCUCAUGUGAAGCCAUUUAGGAAAAUUUAGUUUAGUCAAAUUCCUUCUGUUGGGUUUAAUGGAAAGCUAAUUUUUAGCAUUGUUUAGCCAUCGUGCUUCAGACUCACCUGAAAAGUGAUGACUCGGCUUGAUUUAAGUAGGAUUUUCUGUUGGAGUUUAGCCAAUAAAAUGGGCCAAACCUUCUGGAGUUCACUGCCAAAUAUCUGAAAAUGAAAGAGUGAUUUUAUGGAUGAGUGAGUUUACAGGAAGAAUCCUAAAUGAUGUUGUGAGAUUUUUUAUUUUUUUUAUGUAAAAACUCCUGAACUGAUGAAUGCUCCAGGGUUGUUCUCAUGCUUUUAUGUAAUUGUAUGUUAAGUGCCUUAUCUGUGAUGAGUCCAGAGCGCUCCUGUCAUUCUCUCCUUUCCUUUUCUCCCCGCACACCUUAGAGCUUUAACUUCAGGAGCGUCAUCCCUCCCCACUCGUCCCGACUGAAGAACGGCCAUGUUUUUCUAGCUCACUUUCAUUCCACUACGACAUUCUGUGUUAUUAACUCUGACCAACAGCAGCCUUCCCAUCCCCACUGAUAAACAAAACAGCUCUGUCCUAAUGACAGUGUUAAAUUUUUAUAUUAUUGUUAUUAUUUUUUUUUGGUUUGUUUCUUAAAUGAUGCCUAAGUAUUGUUAUUAAUGAUAAAGGCUCAUGAAUCACCAGGAAAA